AAGUACACACCGGACAGAUUAUUCAAAUUUUAGGACUGCCUAAACAUUGUGUUGCAGUUACGGUUAUUCUGUCCGUACCACACUUUCUAUUCUCACGGGAAUUAAAUUUUAAACUCGAUGCUCACUACAUAUUCUAGAAAAUUGUGUUUUUAUUCACUUUAGCUUGGAGAAUUGAACUUAUUUGAUAUGUUCACCUCAGGCAAAGGGUUUAUAUAUGGCAUUGCGCUCAUAUAUUUCGAUCGUGAAUGACACUAGACUGAGGUUUUCUUCAUUUACUCCUCUGACCAGUGAUUGUAGAAUACUUUUAUACCGCCACUGUUUUGUCCGUUGAACCAAAACUAUAUUUUGGAUUAGCUGAACACAACUCUUGAACGGACCGUAAGAGCGACUUCCGGUUAGCAACCAAUCAGUGACGCCGUCUUUAUGGUUUCCACAGUAACCGUUGCCUUUCCUUCUGCUAAUUAACUAGCUGCUUAAAACUUGUGUAAGACGAUUUUGCAAUUGUUGUUAUAAUUUCUGAAUAGUGACUUCCUAGCGCAACCAGCAAUAUUUUAAAUAAUUAUUUUACGGGUUUGCGAGCUAAGCUAUCUUAGUCGACGACAGAAAGCGUAGUUACGUUAGCGUUAGCUGGCUAAUCAAGCAAAGAAGAGCCACUAAGUGCAUCAAAUCACACUUUUCCAAGAUGAGCGAACAGUUGAAAUUCAUCGUCGAACAGCUGAACAGGGAACCAUUCAAGAAGAACUUCAAUCUCAUCACGUUUGACUCACUUGAACCGAUGCAGCUGUUGCAGAUUUUGAACGAUGUUCUGGCUGAAAUCGACCCAAAGCAAGCCAUAGACAUCCGUGAAGAAAUGCCUGAACAGACUGUGAAGAGAAUAUGUGCUCUGUUGGGGAUGCUGAAAUACAAACCUCCUGGUAACCUCUCUGAUGUAAGCAGCUUCAGACAGGGUCUGGUGACUGGCAGCAAACCUGUGAUUCACCCAAUCCUCCACUGGCUGCUGCAGAGAGUCCCUGAGCUGAAGAAGAGGACUUACUUGGCUCGUUUUCUUGUUAAGCUCGAGGUGCCUGCAGAUUUUCUGCAGGAUGAUAUCAUCAAUGACACUUAUCACCAGUAUGAAGAGCUGGUGGAAGGAUUUAAGACUUAUCAUAAGGAGUGUGAGCAGCUGAGGACUUCAGGCUUCUCCACAGCAGAAAUAAGAAGGGACAUUAGUGCCAUGGAGGAAGAGAAAGACCAGCUCAUCAAACGUGUGGAGAGGCUGAAGAAGAGGGUGGAGUCGGUGUCUAACCAUCAGCGGAUGCUGGAGCAGGCCAGGCAGCUGCGGGUGGAGAAGGAGAGGGAGGAGGCGCUGACUCAACAGAAGCAAGAGCAAAAGAAUCAGCUGUUUCAGGCUGAGCAGAGGCUGCUGAGAUCAGAGCAGCAGUUGAAGGAUUUGCGACAAGCUGCAGCAGAUGCUAAUCCAGAGAGCUUAAUGAAGCGACUCGAAGAGGAGAUCAAGAUCAACUCCUACAUGGUCUCUGAGAAGCUUCCCAAGGAGCUGGAGGGCAUGAGGCGUACCGUGCAGUUCCUGCAGAAGGUGGCAUCAGAGCCUGCGAUGGGCCAGGCUGAUCUCCAGGAGCUGGAGGACAAGAUUAAAGAAGCAGAUUCUCAGAUAAACCAGCUGAUUGAGAAGAGGAUGAUGAGAUAUGACCCCAUGGAUGACAAACUCUCCCUUUACAGACAACAGGCCUCCAUCAUCGCUCGAAGGAAGGAGUCAAAGGCAGAGGAGCUUCAGGAAGCAAGGGAGGAGCUGGCUGCGGCAGAGAGGGAGCUGAGGCAGAGGACAAACCAGACACAAGGCUCAGAUGGGGAAGAGGUCAUUCGUGGUGAUGAGAUGAAACGAUUAGUGGCGAAACUCCGCAGCAAGGGAACAGUAUACAAGAAGAAACGCCAGGAAAUCGCUGAGCUGAAAGCAGAUUAUGGAGUCGUGCAGCGCACAGAGGAGAUUCUCAAGCAGAGACAUGAUGCUGUCCAGCAGAAACUGCAAGCCGUGGAGGCUGAGAAGGGUAUCUCUGGCUACAGUGAUACUCAGGAAGAGCUGGAGAGGGUUUCUGCCAUCAAGAGUGAGCUAGAUGAGAAGAAGGGCCGCACUCUGGAUGACAUGUCUGAAAUGGUGAAGAAGCUAAACUCAAUGAUAGUGGAGAAGAAGUCUGCGCUAGCACCAAUUAUUAAAGAACUGAGGUCACUGAGACAGCAGAGUCAGGAGUUAGGCCAAGAGUAUGAAGAAAAGAAGGCACAGUAUGAAAGCUGUGCUGCUGGUUUGGAGAGCAACAGAUCAAAACUGGAGCAGGAGGUGAAAGCACUGAGGGAUGAGAUGGCACAGAAGGAAAACCGAUACCAUCAUAUCAACACCAUGUCGCAGCAGAUCCUUGAGAUGCAAAUACAGAGGGCAGCUGAGGAGAUGAAGGCCUACGUGUCUCCUGAUCCGCAAGAGAAGAAGAAAGCCAUGAGGGAAGUGUACAUGAAGAAUAUUUCCGAACAGGAGUUACUUGGCAAGAAGUUGCGAGAGGAACAGAAGACGGUGAGGGAGAGCCACAGCGCCAACAUGGAGCAGGUGAAGAUGUGGCGUGACCUAGAGCAGCUGAUGGAGUGCAAGAGGCAGUGCUUUAUAAGGGCAAAGAACCGGGAGUCUAUCGGUCAGAUCAUCCAGGAGGGAGGGGAGGACAGGCUGGUGCUGUGAGGAGUCAUCUAGGAAUGAUGGGCUGUGAUUCCACUGAGUUCAGCUUAACAGAGUUUCUGUCAUCGUUCUGUCACAGGCUUAAUUUUCCUCAUAUAUCUCUUCUCUUUAUACCCAGCUGUUGUUUCAGUUGGAACUUUAGAACCAGACCACUAACCUAAAGAGGUGGCAUGGUUUAAGAUGCUUUUGAAUCUCCAACUUAAAGAACACGUGCAGCGGCACAGGGGUUUUCACUUUCUGUGGCCCACAGGAGACUCCUUUCAAUCAGAGUGUCCAAAGAUAACAGGAUACAAAGUGGUGCUCUUGGGAUGUGGCCACAGUCAACUAUUAUUGGCACUGCCAACCAUGACCUUGAGCAUGGGUUGAGAUUCCAGUUUUGGAAUUCACUGGGAGCCCCCACUGCAUUGAAACAGUCAGAAUAUUCUGCUUGUGGAAUACUGUAAUGGAUCCUUUUUUUCAAUAUGGUUGUUCAUAUUU
Messenger RNA from Pundamilia nyererei, 3190 nucleotides. RefSeq names its product intraflagellar transport 81 homolog (gene ift81). Bases 683 to 2716 code for a protein of 677 amino acids. The record is from RefSeq and is a predicted model, not a curated record. Gene Ontology annotation, cellular component: ciliary basal body; intraciliary transport particle B. Gene Ontology annotation, biological process: intraciliary transport; cilium assembly. The transcript has 18 exons. Gene Ontology annotation, molecular function: tubulin binding. Lineage: Eukaryota; Metazoa; Chordata; Actinopteri; Cichliformes; Cichlidae.